GUUGUGUAUUUAUCCAUCCUCUCGCCGCACGAAGCAGUCAUCUUGAAACGUCGGUAUCGCGAACACAAUGAUUGCGUUCUCUUGAAGCUAAUCGGUCGCGGAAUUCAGAAAUCACGGAUUGCAUGAUUGCAACCGAUUAGAAACUAACAAAUAAUCACAGUGCAAUAAUCUCCAAACGUCCCUCAUUUUUCCAAUAAGCAGACAGCCGCAAAUAGUGCCAUCGCGAAAGCGCGUGAGAUAAGAACCUAGUGGAUGAGUGUUGUUGUAGUGGGUGCAGAAAAGAUUCUUCAUAGUCGCGAUUUUUUCACUUCCAGAAGCACCCAAUCAUAGAAGGCGAAGCGAAUCAUUAGCUGAAUCUCAGAAUGGGCGAGUCCAGCGGUCUAUCAGGCGCAGAAUGUGGAUCUUCCACGGCCGAGGACACACACAGCAAAGACGAGGAUCCUGUCCGUAAUCUUUUGGAGCCAUUUAGAAAUCUUCUUGGCCCCGGUAUGAGCCAUAUGACCGAUAUGACGAAACGGUACAGUCCCGCGUUCCCGUACCCCAAGGACAGACCGGCUUCACCAGCGGAAUUGAAAAAGCUGGUUUUGAACAGCGAACGGAUACGAACAAUGGUUGAAAAGGAAUCGCAGGGUGAUUCGAAGAAAGCAGCCGUGACGAUGAAUCUUGUGAAAAACAUUCUGAACGAAAUUGGACUGGAUGAAAGUUUGCCGAUUAUUCGCACACUUGGGACGAUUUUGAACUUCAUCUUCAGUCGAAUCCUCACCGGGAUGCAUGUUAAUGAGGAGAAGUUGGAGAAGCUAAAAUCCAGAUUCGGCAAACAAACCGUGUUAUAUUUACCCAGUCACCGAAGUUACGGCGACUUUAUACUCAUGUCGUAUGUUUCGUUCUGCCACAACAUCGCGAUUCCGGGAAUCGCUGCCGGUAUGGACUUUUACUCGAUGGCGUUUAUGGGAAACAUCUUGCGGAACACUGGUGCGUUCUAUAUGCGUCGGAGUUUCGGGAACGAUCGGAUCUACUGGAUUAUCUUCAAGGAGUAUAUGCGCCAGCUGAUGCGAGCCUACGAUAGUGGGGUGGAAUUUUUCCUGGAGGGCACCCGUAGUAGGAGUAAUAAGGCGCUCACGCCCAAAAUUGGACUGCUGUCGAUGGCGUUGGAGCCACUGUUUAUGGGAGAGGUACCGGACGUGCUGGUAGUGCCUGUUAGUGUGUCUUACGAUCGACCUCUGGAGGAACACUUGUUUGUUUAUGAAUUGUUGGGGGUUCCAAAACCGAAAGAGUCGACCAAAGGUCUGCUGAAGGCUAUGAGUAUACUUAAGGACAAUUAUGGCUCGAUUUAUUUCGAGUAUGGUGAUCCAAUUUCGGUCAAGGAAUACUUUGGAGCAGAUCUAAAUCGAUUCCAGCAUGCAGCUAAUCCCAGCCAUGUGCAAACACUGACGAAAUCGGAAUUGGCGUUGAUUCAGAACUUGGCCUUCGAUGUUGUUCAUUUACAACAGGAGAAAAUAGUUCUCACUACAUUCCAUCUGAUAUCGAUCUAUUAUAACUACCAAAAAUAUUUAGGGAAGCCUGUUACCUUGACGGAACUGAUCGAAGGAUUGAGUUUCAUGUUGGAUAUUUUUAAGGAUCUCGGGGCGGUAACAACGAUUCAAAAAGUCGGUCAUCUAGAAGAAGACAGAGAGCUGAUACGUGCUAGUAUCAUUGAAGCUCUUGCCGUGCAUCGAAAUAUUCUUCAACUAACGACGGAUGAUGUACUCGUAAUUACCAAAUCUCAUUACGAUUUUAGCCAAGUGGACAAGCGGAAACUCAAAGGCCACAACCUGUCGGAUGUUGUAAUGAAACUGUCUGUGCCAAUUUUCACCCUGCAGUUGUACUGCAACCCUUGCCUUCAUUGGUUGGCACAACCAGCGCUGGUGCUGCUGGCGGCUAAGAAGUUGUCCCGAGAGGGAGAAGUACGCUUGAGCGAGUUAAAAGAAGCAGUUGGUGAGCUAAGGAAUCUAUAUGCGAGUGAGUUUGUACUCCACGCUCGAAGAGAGCAACGAGAAUUUGAUGCGACAGUAGCACACUUGAUAAAGUUUGGUUUGAUGGCACAAGGUUCGGAUGAAUCAGUAGUGUGCUUGUUGUUAAACAGUGGGAACGAAAAUGUGUAUCUGAGCUCAGUGGGACCGUUUGUUUGCUGCUAUUUACAAAUUACCACCGUACUAUUGAAUAAGCUCUCCGAAUCACCUUUCAAAGAAAAAGACUAUCUAGCUAAAGUACAAGAAUUCGUUGAACAACUUCUGCUGCGGAAAGAUAAAAAUGUUCAUCCCUAUUGCCUCUCGUUAGACAGCAUCAGUCUGGCGCUGCACUCUUUGGUCGCGUUGGAUGCCAUCAGCAAAACGAAAGAAAACGACGCAACGCUGUUUAGCAUCGAUCCCAGCCGAAUCCACACCCUGAACGUGACACUGCAAGCGUACUGUGACGAGCUCCCGUUUGAGUAUCUGACCUUCCAGGGGGCCGUGACGGAGUCCAAGUUGUAGAAUUGGCUCCCGACGCCAGCUGAUCGAUCGAGGAAUUUCCUCCAGCUGGUUCGUCUGGUAUUCGCCAUUGUGAUGAGAUUGCUGCAGUGCAUUUUGCGCUUAGUGCGGCUGGUUGGAUUGCGAGCGCUCGCCGCAAUCCGGUGGAGAUAGUUACCCUAUCCGCGCGGCGCUUGAAUGAACACACGGUGUAUUGUAUGUAUGAAGAGGGAUGUUUUCAGGUAUGGUGUGUUGUGCAAUUCGUGUUUAUAACAAACUGUUGUUGGGAGCUUGCGUAAUAGGUAUGCGAUUAUGUAUACUCAUAAUAAUUAUGUUUCCCUUAGGUCAAUAUGCGAUAUGUAUUAAAAACUAGACUUCAAAUAAGUUGUGGAUAACGUUACGAAUGUAUAUAAUCGAUAGUAAUUGUGCUUCUGUGUUUAUCAAACGACUUCUCCAAAUUGUAUUGCUCACGUAGUAUUCAAUCAAGUAAAAAUUAAAUUAUUUUACAACAAUCGGUUCUAAGCGAUUAUACACUGCUUCGAAAUAUGCCCAAAAUUAUAUGAACAUCGAAGAAUCAGAUCCCAUCAACUUGUCUGUCUGGAUAAUUAGGGCAGAUAGGGGCAAUAUGACCGGGGGCGGGGCGAAAUGGGCCACAAUGACAUUUUUUUUCCAAUAAUUGUGUUAGAAAUACUCUUAUUAAGUAUCUCCGUGAAAACCGUAUUCAAAUUCAAUUGUUUUAUAAAGAUACUAGCUGACCCGGCAAACUUCGUCCCGCCCAAAAAAAUUUUUUUCGUUAUCACAUCCACGUUUUCUUACUAAGCGCACGUCCAUGGGUCCAAUAACAGAACUGUUCAUUGAUUGAUCAUCUAAUCAACUCUUUAAAACUAUUUUUUAAUAUAAAAUUUCAACACUUCUACCAAAAUUCGACAUUAUAAUAUCAGAUUAUUCUCAGACACAAUUCUCGUGCUAGAUUUUUCAUCCACUUUCAAAUAACAUGUUUCUUCGUUACAUGGAACAAAUGUUUGAUUCAGAAAAUAUGAUAGACUGAAGACAGUCCUAAAUCGGACAAUUCCUUUCUCGAGUUUUGCUCUUAUCAACCACAUUUGGCGUUCCAUUUUUAUUUAUAUAAGAUAGAAGACGAUAUAGGAGUGCGUUUUAUCACAUUAAAAUCCAUUUCCACUUUCGAACGAAGAUCAAUUUUGUUACCGCAAACAUCAAAUGGUCGGUAUUAAGUCAGAGGGGACCAAGUCGCAAAAUUGAAAAUUUCGAGUUAUUGAUUGCAUUAGGUUAAGCAUUUCGUGAGCUACAUUUCAAAUUAAUCAGAUUUGUAAAAUCACGCGUACAGCAGAAAUAACGUAUCGAAAUUGUUUCGAAUGCGCAAUGAAACCCCUUAUAGCACCAAACUUCAAGCUCGUUUUUCUCGAAAUCAUAAAAAUGUCACAUGGUCCGGUCUGAUUUAACACCGACCAAAUGGACUAACAACGCUUGUCAACAUGUUAUUGUAGAACACAUCCGAAUUGAAACGCACGUUUAGUUAACACUAUUGAGAAGUUAAUUUGAAUGUACAGCUGAACAAUUUCAACGCGUUGUUUAGGUGUGUAUUGUUCCAUGGUUAAAAUUGUACUGAAAUGACGCUUCCAACGCGGUAUGACAUUUGUUAAUCUGACAUCUCUGUCAAAAGUUAUGGGGUUGCCAAAUGCUUCCACUUUAAAUGGCCCACCCUGUAUGAAUUUGUGUUUCAUUUGUAUGGCAGCGUGGCCACCCUCCACCCCCCUUAGAGAAGGGGGUGGAGUUUCGAAUUAUCAUAAGAACCUUCCCUGACUCCAAAAACCCCUACAUAUUUUUUUAUUUUCAUGUCGAUCGGUUGAGUAGUUUCCGAGUCCAUAAGAAUCAGAUAGUGAAAUGGUGUUUAUCGACCUUUCAAAAGCGCCACCCAAAACUCUCACUUCGGACAUCAGAAGCAAUCUCCGCUGCCAGGGUUCAAAGAUUUAAUCGCCUUGCAGUCGGGAAAUUCUACGAUUUACUGGAGGACUUACAGCAGAAAUACAACAUUUCACCAGUGAGCCAAUUCAACGUCGAUGAGACAUUAGUGAUUCCAGUGCCAAAAAUCCAAAUCCUAGACAUACGGGGAAAAAGGCAGAUGUGCGCUAUAACUUGAACUGAGUGCUGGGUGCUGAGCACGGAAUAACGAUUAUACAAUUUUCCACAGAACACUCUAUGUUGCUACUGUGGGACACAAUUCAGUUCCUCUAUACUGUGUCCAACUUCUAGAAGACCAGGGUAUGAUCUUGCUGCUUUGUGUCAUUGUAAACAAACACGCUUCAAUUUGUAUUCUAAUGUAUUUGUAUUGGUAACUAUCAUACACUGAAUGAUUUUCAUAUGUGUGUGUACAAGUUUAGCGUAAACAAAUAUUUUGUAUUUUUCAAGUGUCAAGUUUCUAUAAGACCAGUUACGUUUUCCGUUGUUUUCAGUUAGUUUGAUUAAUAAAUCUAGAGAAUGCCGAAAGGAAAAGUACUCACGGAUAGAGAAAAAGGACAAAUCGAUGCAAUUCACCGAGAAAAUGUUGGAAUUAAAGAAUUUGCUCGUCGGAUUGGACGAUCCCAUCAAGUAGUUCUCAAUUAGUUGACGAAUCCUCGAGGAUACGGUAAGAAGGAGAGAGCUCUACGUAAAUCGAAGCUCUCUGACCGGGAUAAGCGGAAAAUAAUUGCGGAACUGCUUCGAAUACUGCGAAAUCGCUUACGCAAAUAAAGCAAUCUUUAAAUUUAAAUGUUUCAUCGGAGACAAUUCGUCAAUUUUUUGUAAAAAGUCCUUACAUAAAAAGGUUAAAGCUUCUAAUCCUACACCAUCUCACAUCGUAAGACGUCUGAGUUUUGCCAAAGCUCACAUGAAUCAACAGUGCGACAUGGUAUGUCAUGAAAAAGAACGUUUUGAAAAGAAUACAUUUUGCUACAUAACGAAAAGAUCCUCAUUUUUUUUACAUUUAACUUUGCUAGGUUAUUUUCAGUGACGAAAAAAGUUCAAUUUGGAUGGUCCUGAAGGUUUCAACGGGUAUUGACAUGAUUUACGGAAGAAGGAACAGUAUUUUACAACCAGGAAUUUUGGUGGAGGCUCGUGCAUGGUUUGGGUGGAAUUCUGUGCAACUUCAAAGCUCAAGAUAGCUUUCACAUCAUUCAAGGAUUACAUACAUGUUCUGAAAUCCAUGCGUGGAUAUCGUCACAUUCCAGCAAAAUAAUACUACUGUCAACACCAGCAAGGAAACUAAGCAAUGGAUUAAAGACCAAAAGCAUAAUUUUUGAGAGUGACUGGCUAGUUCUCCAGACUUGAAUCCUGUUGAAAAUCUUAGGAGGAUCCUUGUACGCAGAAUCUACACUGAAGGAAAGCGGUACACCACGAUUGAAGAGCUCAUGGUCGCAAUUUGGGAAAAAUGGAAAAAUGUCGAGAAAUCCGUUCAACAGAAUUUGGUAAAUAGUAUUCCAACACGAAUUUUCAAGGUUAUUAGUCGAAAUGGCAAGGUCACCAAUUAUUGACAUGUAAAUCAGCCUAUCGUUUUGAAUUUUUCAUUGAUAAUACUUAUGAAUUUUGAAAUGGUCUUAUAGAAACUGGACAGCUGAAAUUAUCAUAUUUGAGCACAAUAAAUAAACAAACUACUCUUAUGAACGAAAUUGACGUUAAAUAUACUUUUUUCUAAGCAUUUUACGAUGUAAGAAUGUAUCUUGUUGAAAUUCUAACUGUUUGUGUUGCAACGAAAUAUAAUCAGGCUGGUCUUAUAGAAGUUGGACAGAGAGUACGAUGCCACUAGUGGGUACAUAACUGCACAGA
Toxorhynchites rutilus septentrionalis is the source of this 6305-nucleotide messenger RNA. It is a transcript of the gene Dhap-at, whose product is annotated as dihydroxyacetone phosphate acyltransferase. Gene Ontology annotation, molecular function: glycerone-phosphate O-acyltransferase activity. The record is from RefSeq and is a predicted model, not a curated record. Gene Ontology annotation, cellular component: peroxisomal membrane; mitochondrial membrane. Bases 363 to 2510 code for a protein of 715 amino acids. Gene Ontology annotation, biological process: ether lipid biosynthetic process. Lineage: Eukaryota; Metazoa; Arthropoda; Insecta; Diptera; Culicidae. The transcript is spliced from 7 exons.